This is a messenger RNA of Portunus trituberculatus (swimming crab), 790 nucleotides long. RefSeq names its product selenoprotein M-like. The record is from RefSeq and is a predicted model, not a curated record. Gene Ontology annotation, cellular component: endoplasmic reticulum lumen. Gene Ontology annotation, molecular function: oxidoreductase activity. NCBI's taxonomy places the organism in Eukaryota, Metazoa, Arthropoda, Malacostraca, Decapoda, Portunidae. The transcript has 4 exons.
UGAGGAGGUGAGGUAGAUGAAGGAGGAGACACACGCCGCCCAGUCAACAACGGAGAAUCAUGGCGCAAGGUUGGUUGAUUACUCUUCUCCUUGGCGCUGUGUGUUUGGCGCUGGGUGAGGAAGUGCAGGACAAGGGCGUCGCGAAGGCCAGGGUGGAGAGCUGCAGUGGAUGACAGCUGAACAGAUAUCCUGGUGCGAAGCAAUUCAUCCAUCAGGACCUGCCCUUUUUCCACAACACUAAGUUCCAACACAUCGGUGGCGCGCCCCCAGAGCUGCUGCUGUUGAAUAAGGACGAUGAGGUGCUGGAACGCAUUGACUUGAAAAAGCUGUCACAGGAUGAAAUUAACCAGCUGAUGAUCAAGAAAGGAUUUUACAAGAAGUCCAGCAAGGAGGAGGAUGUGCCUGAGGAGUACAGAGAAGGUCCUUACGUGGAGAAGGAAGAACUAUAGAGAAAAACUGUUUUAACACCAAAGAAUAACCUCCUCCAUUAUGUUUUUACUGUCAAUGAGUUCAAUUUUAGAAGUAUUUUUCUAGCCGCCUGCAUUUCAGUGUUGUAUGGCUCUGUAAUGGUACUUAAUGUCUAGAAUUAGCUACAUUUUGGUACCCGAGUAACGUCUGGCAGAGCGGCGCGGCGUGUGUGGGGCACAAGACGGGGGUGAGGCAGCUGCACAUGAAGGAGGCGAUGGAAAGGGAUGCACCCACACUGCCUCUGGAACACAUUGGCCGCUAUCACUCCGCGUCUGUGCCCUUCACAUGCCUCGCCACUGUUUUCAAUAAAUAACGCUAAAUA